Messenger RNA from Acipenser ruthenus (sterlet), 8948 nucleotides. RefSeq names its product bromodomain adjacent to zinc finger domain protein 2A. Gene Ontology annotation, molecular function: protein binding; DNA binding. The record is from RefSeq and is a predicted model, not a curated record. The transcript has 30 exons. NCBI's taxonomy places the organism in Eukaryota, Metazoa, Chordata, Actinopteri, Acipenseriformes, Acipenseridae. The coding region runs from base 418 to 6492 and encodes 2024 amino acids. Gene Ontology annotation, cellular component: rDNA heterochromatin.
GUGUGUAAAGCCCCAUUCACUUCCUCUCGGCUCAAUUUCUUUCUUUUUCUAUAAUCAUGGCUUCACUGAAAUGCACCAGCCAUGUUUGCUAAUUUCAAACCUAAAGGUUAGCGGCUCCCUGUCCAUUAUUUACAUCAACGAUACCCCUUUCAACUGUAUAUUCCUUCAACUGAAAGCUUAAAGGUGCUGUUAUUUUUCACCGGGGGUAACUUUUGGGAUCGGAUUUAUUUUUAAUUAAAUUUUUGGGGGACAAACUUUUGGUGUGUGUGUGGUUGCUAGUGCUGCUGUUUCAAAAUUUCUUCAGUGCAGGAGGAAAACAAUGUGAGUUUAUUAAACAAAAGAGAAGCAUCCAACUUGCUCAUCGAAAAAGCAGAAUUUAAGGCCCGAUUUGAAGACGACUUAUGAAUUUAUGACGAUAUGGAAGCAAAUAACCAUUAUAACUAUUCUGGGCACUCUUCUAUGUCUGCAUCCUCAGGACUGAAGCGUUCCUCGGGGGAGACUCUUUAUACAAACGGAUCCACCAUGAGCUUCCCUCAGCAGGGGAAAAAUCUGAACGGCGAGAUGAAUGUCAAUGGCAUCACUACUGCAAUUGGUACCAGUGGGUCCGGAUCUCUGCCCUCGACAGCCUACUCCUUAAUGGGCAACCAUCACCAGCCCAACCUGGGCUACGACUAUCUGUGGGACUUGGCUCAGUACCCCUCGGCAAUGGGUGGCGGGACGCACCAUAAGGACAGCCCCGCGGGGGUGGCGACUCAGCAACACUUCCAAGGGCACGGACAGUACCAACUCAACGGAGGCGUGGGGAUGCGUCAGCCCCCGAACACAGCAGCCAUCCCCGGCAGAGUUGGGCAGCAGUUCUGGGGCGGCAACGCCACAAACAGCCAGCAGCAGAACUCCUCCCCCUCCUCUCUGAUGAAUUUCAACUCCCACGGCAUGUACGCUGCUUACCAGAGCCAGCCCCAUGCACCCACACCCCAGCAGCAUCAGCACUAUGGCAUGGUGCCCAAUGGACUUCCAUACUACACUGUCUCCCAGCCCCAGCCCCAGCCCCAGAUGAUGCCUGCUGCUGUGCAGACCUUCGCCUCCUCACAGCAUAGUCCUCAGCAGCAGCAGCAGCAGCGUGUUAACAUUAAUAACAUUAACAGCAUCAGUAACUCAUUACCUUCACAGGCACCACCUGCUGUGGCAGUCAGUCCCCCAGUGACUGGAACCCCUGAAAACAGAGCCGUGUCAAUCGGUGACUCCACUGUCGGUGCCAGCCAGCCACUGGUGGGACCAGAGCACUUGAAUGAUGUGUAUGAGGAGGCCAACAGUUAUAACGGGAUGGAAAAGAAAGCAGCUGCAGCCAGCCCCUGUGCAGAACCGGAAGCGUUUUUACCUGAGCCAGCCCUGGAGAAGCCUUUGAAUGACUCCUCUGUGAUCGAUGAUUCCCUCAACUCCACCAGCGAUAACAUGGCGUCUGUACACUCUUCAUCUGAAAAGGACCCAGAUUCGGACAGCGAAUACGAGCAGGAUGCGUCUGCUGUGGACACCUCUCCACAGAAAGACUCUUCCUGUGUCCACGGGAUGGAGGAUAGCGAUGACCCCUCUCUCAUUCACAGCCCUUCCCUGGACGAUUCCAACUCCUUCAACGGCACUGCAGACUCCGCCUCUUUCAAUGCAAUGGCUGACUCCGCCUCCUUCAAUGCCAAUGCAGAUUCCGCCUCCUUCAAUGCAAUGGCUGACUCCGCCUCCUUCAAUGCCAAUGCAGACUCCGCCUCCUUCAAUGUGAUGGCUGACUCCGUCUCCUUCAACGACACUGCAGACUCCGCCUCCUUCAACGCGAUGGCUGACGACUCCAGCAUGCACUCCACGUCCAUCUUCAACACCACCACUUCAUCUCCGGUUAAUAAUUCCCAGUAUGAGUCUGAUGGCGAUUCCGAAGGGGAAGAGGAGACCGGAGAGAUGGAGGGGGAGGAGAAUGACUGCGAGGAGACUGGCGAGAUGGAGGGGCAGGAGAAUGACUGCGAGGAGACUGGCGAGAUGGAGGGGCAGGAGAAUGACUGCGAGGAGACUGGAGAGAUGGAAGAGGACUGUGAUGAAACAGCAGAGACAGAGGAGGACUGCGACGAGGCAGCUGAGGAAGAGGAGGAGCGGGAGGAUUGUGACGAGACGGCAGACUCUCCCCUUGAGCCCACACCUGAGAUCAACGUGUCUGAGAAAGAGCCUGUCCAGCCCAGCCCCUCCCCUGCCCCCUCCCCUCUGCACAUCAAAGAGGAAGAGGAGGGGGAAGGGGAGGACACACCCAAUGGAAGGGGUGCUAGGAGGAGAAUAGCAUCGGAGCAGGAAGUGCGGAUCCCUCUUCUAUAUGGGUGGAGAAGAGAGAUCCGGAUUAAGAAAAGUGCGACUCGAUUGAAAGGAGAGACUUGGUACUACGCUCCCUGUGGAAAGAGAAUGAAGCAGUUUCCUGAAGUCAUUAAGUACCUCAACAGACAUCAGACCCAGGCUGUGACCAGGGAUCACUUCAGCUUCAGUCCCCGAAUGCCAGUGGGAGACUACUUUGAGGAGCGAGAAACUCCAGAGGGUCUGGAGUGGUUCCAGUUAACUAACGAAGAGAUCCCAUCCAUGAUCCAGGCGAUCACUGGCAAGCGUGGCCGACCCCGCAACCUGGACAAGGAGAAGCCCAAAUCCAGGGCCAAACCCAGGCAGCGCAAGAGCAGAGGCAGGCCGGCCAAAACCAACAUGGUGGAUCUGCUUAGCAAAGUGGACGCCAGGCUGCUCAAGAAGCUGGAGGCACAGGAAACCCUGAGCGACGAAGACAAAGUGAAACUCGGCAAGAUCAAAAAGAAAAUGAAAAGAAAGGCCAGGGACAAAAGAAAACAAGAUGCCAAAACUGCUAAGUUAAAGCAAGAACAGAAAAAGGAAAAGCAGGAAAAAGCAAAAGAAAAAAAGGAGAAGGCGGCAGCGGAGAAAGCUGCAGCGCUGGAGUCGGGGAGCGAGCCCCCUGUGAAGAAGAGGAGGCAGCGCAAACGCAAAGCAGACAAGAUCAAAGAGGAGGAGGAGGCGGCGGCGGCAGCCAAGGAGAAAGAGAAAGACAAAGGAAAGGCCAAGGUGAAGGCUGCCCGCAAGGUGGUGGACAAGAAGGUGCUGGCUCAGAGGAGACAGGAAGAGCGCAAGAGACAGCAGCUCAUCCUGGAGGAACUGAAGAAACCCACAGAGGACAUGUGCAUCACAGACCACCAGCCUCUGCCAGAGUUUUCCCGGAUCCCAGGCCUGGUCAUGUCGGGCCGUGCCUUCUCCGACUGCCUGAUGAUCGUGGAGUUCCUGCACAGCUACGGGAAGGUGCUGGGCUUUGACGUAGCCCGGGACAUCCCCACCCUCAGCACCCUGCAGGAAGGGCUCCUCAACGUGGGAGACAGCCUGGGCGAGGUCCAGGAUCUGCUGGUGAAGCUUGUGCAGGCUGCACUGCACGACCCUGGCCUACCUCAGUAUUACCAGUCUGUGAAAAUCCUUGGGGAGAAGCUGUCGGAGAUCCAGCUGAACCGGAGCAGCGUCUCUGAAGGGCUGCGCAUCUUCUUGGAGGGGUGCGGGUUUGAGCCGGAAAUCUGCGACAGCCUGCAGAGCAAACCCUUCCAGGUGCAUCCUCCGGAGAAGAAGGCAGCCAUCCUGGCCUUCCUGGUGAACGAGUUGAACGGCAGCAACACCGUGAUCAGUGAAAUAGACAAGACACUGGAGAACAUGUCUGCUUACCGGAAGAACAAGUGGAUCAUUGAAGGCAAACUGCGCAGGCUGAAAAUGGCACUGGCGAAGAAGACGGGGCGCUCGGAGCUGGAGCUCAGCCUGGAGGAGCGGCGGCGCAGUGCCCGUGUUGCCGAGGAGGAGACCCUGGACAUGGAGGAGGGAGUCCUGCAGGAGAGGGGGGCCCGCAGAGCGCACAAGGAGGAGGCCAAGCUCAGCGAGGGUGACAGCCCAUCCACAGCCAGUGUCCCUGAACUGGAGAGACAGAUAGAUAAGCUAACAAAGCGGCAGGUUUUCUUCCGGAAGAAGCUGUUGCACUCCUCCCAGUCCCUGCGCGCCUUGUCCCUGGGCCAGGACCGGUAUCGCAGGCGCUACUGGGUCCUCCCACACAUAGGGGGCGUGCUAGUGGAGGGGCCUGAGGAAAUUCAAGCUUCUGAGGAACCUUUCAUGAAAGAAGAGUCUCUCCGAAUCACAGUCCCAGUGAUGUCCCCUGUGAAGAAAGAGCCCAAACCGGAGGUCAGCCCCCCUCCCCCUCCCCCUCCUCCUCUUCUCAUCGACACUCCUGAUCUGGAAGCCCCCUCGCUAAUGAACAGCCCCAGGGCUCGGGGGCGCCCCCGGAAGAUCAAACCCGAGGUGGAGCUGCACCUCAAGAGUGCCCGGCGGCGAAGGCGGAGCAGCAAAGCCACGCUGACCAAUGGCCUUCCAGAAGAGUCUCUGGACUUGCCCAAUCACAGCCAACAAGACCUCAACCAAUCGGCAUUCCUGUCCUGGCUCAGCCAGACCCAGGGCUCUCUGCAGAACGGGACGGAUCGGAACUCCUCUGAGCUCGACAGCUCCGCUCACACAGACAGUGUUAAAGAGGCUGCCGAGAAGCAGGGACAGUGGUUCAACCUGCUGCCCAAGACUCCCUGCGAGGUUUCCAGCUCUGACCCGCACACACCUUCCAAAGACAUGCUUCCACGCUCCCCCCUGACCAAGCAGACCCGUCCUCGCGCACAGUCGACGGGUGCUCUCACGGGCGUAAAGCCCGCAGCCCUGCUCACUUCCCCUCAAGUCUCUUCCACGCCGGCCCAGCGGCCCCAGAGGAGGAGGAGGUCCAGUCCUGGCUGUGCUGCCCUCCCCCUCGAAGGACCCCUGGGCUUCUCCCUGCCAGGCCUGCAGAAACGGAGAGGACGGCCGCCCACCAAGUUCCUCAAACAGGUGGAGCAGAAAUACUUCACCCAGCUCAUAGCCCAGCCCAUCCCAUAUGAGAUGACGAGGGGCUGGUGGUGGAUCAAGGACCCAGAAGAGUUGAAGGCCCUCCUUCAGGUGCUUCACCCCCGAGGGAUCCGGGAGAAAGCCCUGCACAAGCACCUCUCCAAACACCUGGAAUACCUCUCCGAAGUUUGCACCCGGCCGAAGAAUGACCCGAUUUUCCAGUUCAUUCCAGAUGAGGCCAGCCCAGUAUCUCAGGAGACCUUACAGAAAUGGUCUAUAACCCAGAGGGCACUUGAAACUGACCUGAGUGUCCUGCAGUGGGUUGAGGACCUGGAGCAAAGGGUCUUGGCGGCUGACCUGCAGCUCAAGAUGGUACCCAACUGCAGAGGGAUCGACAAUGAAAAUUGUGCGGAAAAUGCUGUCUCUGGAACUAAGGGUUGGACCUGUCCGGACCCAGACUCUACCCGGGAGGAUCUGGUGUACUUUGAGCACCCGGUGGACCCUCUCGAUGACUGGAUCAUCAAGACCAAGAAGGAGCUGUGCGAGUGCCUGCGUGUGCCCACCCACCCCCUCGACCUGGCAGUGCAGCGGCUAGCCAACCUGGAACACAACAUCGAGCGGCGCUACCUGAAAGAGCCGCUGUGGAACCUCAACGAGGUCAUCGCCGACAAGGGGACCCCGCCUCCUCCGCCCAGCGUGGAGGACGGGACAGACAGCGCCUCGGGAACACAGGGUGUUGAGAGUGAGAUCACCCCUCGUCUGCGGCUGUGGCGCCAGGCUCUGGAUAGGUGUCGGAGUGGAGCCCAGGUCUCCCUCUGCAUCCAACAGCUGGAGAGAGCCAUCGCCUGGGAACGCUCCAUUGUCAAAGUGACGUGUCUGGUGUGCAGGAAAGGGGACAAUGACGAAUACCUCCUGCUGUGCGACGGCUGUGACCGCGGCUGCCACAUGUACUGCUUGCGCCCCAAAAUCACAGACAUCCCCGAGGGAGACUGGUUCUGUCCUGUCUGCGUCUCCAAGGUGAACGGUGGGACCCCUCGUAAGAAGCGCUCCCCGAAGCAGUCCCAGCGCGGGCGGAAGAGACGGGGGUACAGCGGGAGGUACGAGUCGUCGGACAGCUCCGAGGAAGAGGAUGAGAGCCCCAGGGGGAGGGGCAUGCAGACUCGGAGGAGGGACCCCCCCACGCUCGCACACUCCCGAUUCUCAGGGGACAACGGCCUCUCUCCAGCCAAGCGCCGGAGGAUGACCACCCGCAACCAGCCCGACCUGGCCUUCUGCGAGAUCAUUCUGAUGGAGAUGGAGUCUCAUGAUGACGCCUGGCCCUUCCUGGAGCCGGUGAACCCCAGACUGGUCCCGGGGUACCGCAAGAUCAUCAAGAACCCCAUGGACUUCCUUAGCAUGCGGGAGAAGCUGCUCCACGGAGGAUACUGCAGCUGUGAGGAAUUCUCAGAGGACGCCCAGCUGGUGUUUGAUAACUGCCAGCUCUUCAACGAAGACACUUCCGAGGUAGGCAUGGCCGGACACUCCAUGAGGAAAUUCUUUGAAAACCGCUGGGACGAGUUUUAUCAGGCAAAGAAGUAAGACUGGGUGAAGAAGAGGCAUGAAAGAGGUCAGAGGCAACGCUCCCUCCCCUCCCUCCUGAAGAGAUCCUCUCCAGGGAGGACGCAGGCGUUGAAGGUUGCCUCUGUACUACGACGACUACUAUUACUACUGCUAAGACUACUGCUGGAGGCCGCAGCUGGUUUUCAGACCGUGUAUAAAAAGGAAAGUUCUCAGUUUUGGUUUUUACAUUUUUCCCUGCUGUGGGUCAACUCUGAUGUAGCCCAUGGCAGUUUUGAAAAAAUCUGGGAACUACAAACCAAAAAAUAAAGUAGAUUUUUGUUUUGAUAUAUAUAUUAUAAAUAAGAAGAAAAAAAAAUAGCUGCGAAUAUUUAAUAGCAAUAGAUGAUAGUGAAUGUGUACAGACCACAUAUUAGUCAUGUCUCCUAGAAAAUGCAUUAAAUGGCCAGUAAAACUAACUUUUUUUUUUUUUUGUUUGUUUGUUUUGUUUCACAAAACCAUGCUGCUUUCCUUGUAAUUCACGGAUGGUGCCGAGAUGGCAAAGAUCCUCCCUGUUGUUUUGGAAAACAAACCAGGCCUGUGCCUGACAGAAGCGUGUGUUCGGCUCAGACUUCUGUGUUCAGUGCAACACUGUUUUAUCAUUCUAUUUCAAGGGGGUGAAAUGCAAAACCGAUAUUUUCAAAGGCAUUUGCAGAGACUGACACUGAUGUGUGUGUGUAGGUCUGUCUCUGGGAGUGAGAAAAUAAACUCUGCUCUGAGGGUGCUCUGUUGUAGCUUUUUUAGAAUUAAAAUGUUUGGAUGUUUCAUAUGUUGAGAUUUUGUAACAAGCCUACAGCUUCAGUGGAGAUUUCUUUGGGCUGAUCAGCCCAUGUGUUCAUUAAGUCAUUGUAAGCAGUUCAAAGGCAUCUUACCUUUUAAACUUGAACUUGUGUGUGUUGCUGUCUGAUUAUGACCAAUAUUACACAUACAGAACCCCUCCCAGUAUAUCUAGUACUGUUUGAGAUCUCAAGGCUGGGGUUUGCUACCUCAACAUAAAAAUACAAUUUUAAGAUGGCUACAAAAAAAACCCUUGUGCAGAUUCUUGAAGAAAAUGUUGAGUUUGUUUUGAGGUGUUGUGUAACACUAUCGCUACAGAAAUACAGCUUGUGAUUUCAAUAUGAAAUUGAUAUUUUGCCCGGUUUUAAAGUUCAACACCCCUUAUCCACAAAAUAUUAACUAACAAUACUUGCUUAAGAAACAGUAGCCCCUUAAAUUAACUUCUGAUGUAAUUAAUGUAGCAGCCUGCCAAGAAGGAUGAGACAACUUUUAAAUGAUAUUCUGUUUUAUAUAUAGGUCAAGUGUCAUUACUAGAGGGGUUUAAACGUGCUAGAGGCUGGCUGUUUAACUCUUUACCCCUCCGAAAAGCCAACUAUCAACUGGUCAAUAUUUUAACUCAAGUUACACACGGUGCAUAAUCUAGAACAUGGCACUGUUAACCAGCAUGCUGUGGGGACAAAAUACUGGAACAAAACUAGAGUGGAGCCGAAACCCACCUUGUCCUGCCUGUGAGGUGGUGUUUAAAAUAACCACAUGCCUGUAGGAAUGGUUUUAAUAUUCUGCCCAGGGACUGAUCCAGCUCUGGUUAUCACGCCUGUGGAAAUCUGCUCAUGGCCAGAUGGAACCUGCCACCACAUAGCAGUUUCAUUGACCCAUCGAUUAGACCCGGGGUGUCUAAAUGUAAUCUUCCAGACCUCUCGAAUCUUGACUAUUCAGCUGCCAACUCAGUUUAGCCAUUCCAGACAGCGAUGGUGAGGGUGGGGUCCAUUUCCAUUUCCACAGCUCACACAGGAGAGUUGGUUCUGACUGGGAACAGCAGUCAUUCGAGUAGGAUUUUAACUGGGGCUGGUUUAAGACCACCACAGUUACAAGCAGCUGUGCUGUAAUCUUGUGCCGUUUCUUCCAGGUUGAGUUGAGGGCAUUGUAACCUUAACAUGUUGCUAUGGCACUUUUUCAGUUGGCCGAUUUUACAGAUAUAAAGGUCUGUCUCUCCUUCUCUGAAGUUUUAGUGAUGGAUCAGAUGUAGACUUAAGGUUUUCUUUUUUUUUUUCUCCCAAUAAACUGGUACAAGUGUGAUGACGCACUGCAACUACAUGAUUUAAACUCCAUUUUGAAGUUGUAAUGUGAUCUUAAAGUCAGUGAGAACAAGAUCUACAAAGAAAGGGAUGGGAAACGAAAGAAAUGCAAUGUUCCUUUUGACACGAAACGGGACGAAUACUUUUCUACAACCAAAAUGUGGUGUUUUAGUGAAUAAUUUGUAAUAAUGUACAGGUUUUUUUUGUGACUUUAAAUUUAUUCCUUUCUAUAUUUUUUAGGACCAAUAUAUCAUUUUUAAAAGGAGGUGUUAAAUAAGUCUCUGAAACAUGUUGUACUGAUGUGAUGUAACACUUGUGCAUCUCUGUAGAAUGUACUGUGAGUUGAAUAAACCACAUCUAGUUGAG